AUGUCAUUCUUCUGGCUGCUGCUGUUGCUCUCAGCCCGUCUGGCUGAAUCUGUGCCAGAGAAGCCGAAAAGGUCAGCUCUCAACCAGCUGACCAGGACACUGCUUCGCAAAUAUGACUGUGGGGUCCGACCCGUUCAGAACUGGACCAGUCCAACCACUGUCUACAUAGACUUCAUACUACAGUCUGUCCUCAAUGUGGAUGGGAAGACCCAGAGCAUUACGACAAGUAUUUGGUAUCGACAGAUCUGGACAGACGAGUUCCUGGUAUGGGACCCUGAGGAGUUUGACGGAAUCACUGAGAUCUCACUGCCAUUAGAUGCCAUCUGGAUACCGGAUGUCAUUGUCAGUGAAUUCGUGGAUGAGGGGAAGUCGCCGCCCAUCCCCUAUGUCUAUGUCAACUCCACUGGCUCGGUCAAGAACUACAGACCCAUCCAGGCGGUGUUGGCCUGCAACCUGGAGAUGUACGCCUUUCCAUUUGACAAGCAGAACUGCACGCUCACCUUCCGCAGCUGGCUCCACUCAGUGAGAGAAAUAGACCUGGCUCUGUGGAGGAGUGCCGAAGCCAUUGCCAGCGAUAAGAGAGAGUUCAUGAAUGACGGAGAAUGGGAACUGCUGUCCAUUCCUUCCCGCUACUGGCAGUUCCACCAAGGAGACACAGACUACGCCCACAUUCAGUUCAAUGUGUUGAUCCGUCGUCGCCCCCUGCUGUACGUGGUGGGUCUGCUCAUCCCCAGCAUCUUCCUCAUGUUGGUAGAUGUGGUCAGCUUCUACCUGCCUCUGAAUAGUAACGUGCGCAUCGCCUUCAAGAUCAGCAUUCUGCUGGGCUACACCGUCUUCAGAGUCAACCUGAUGGAUGAGCUGCCUGCCACUGCGGUCAAAACGCCACUCAUAGCUAUGUUCUUUGCAGUGUGCAUGGCCCUGUUGAUGUUAAGCCUGGCCAAGUCCAUCCUCGUGGUGAAGCUGCUCCACCACAGUGAGAAAGAAGUGAGACAGAUGUCGGUGUCAGCAUGCCUGCUGGACAAAUAUGGCUCUGCUGGCCACAGCUUCACCGAGAGUGCAUUCACCUCCAUCAAAACCCUGGAUGACAUCGUCCAAUCUGGGGGUUAUGAGUUUGACCUCCCACCAGGGGAGGAUCUUUUGUCUCUGAGCGAACCUCAAGACAGCCCCUCCGGGCUGAAGGGGCUCCUUCAGGAGCUGGUAUCCCUACGCCUCUCUCUGUACCAGGACGACAGUGAUAACUUGGCCCAGGCUGAUUGGCUGGCCCUCUGCUCCAAGGUUGAUCGUAUCCUGUUCCGGGUCUACCUGCUCAUGUUUGGGUUGAUGAGACUUUCGGUGAGCUGGACAGCCCUCGGUAUAUUUAUGUUUCAAGGAGCACUGCAAGGCUGCACAGUGAAGAAAGUGGGAGCCAACACAGGAAGAUUUGCCAAUGCCACCUUGGUGCGCCUCUCAGAGUUUUUAAGUUCUGGGUACAAAAAGGGAGUUAGACCAGUGAAGGACUGGCGCAGAUCCACAACGGUGGCAAUUGAUCUCAUGGUGUAUGCCAUUCUCAGUGUGGAUGAGAAGAAUCAAGUUUUGACAACUUACGUAUGGUACCGGCAGGCUUGGACCGAUGAGUUCCUGGUUUGGGAUCCGGAGGAUUUUGAUGAGGUCAAACAGGUGUCGAUACCCACCGCUAACGUGUGGGUGCCUGACAUACUGAUCAAUGAGUUCGUAGAUGUUGGGAAGUCUCCUGACAUUCCUUAUGUCUAUGUUACACAUAAUGGACUGGUAAGAAACUACAAGCCUAUCCAGGUGGUAACCGCCUGUACUCUGAAUAUCUACAACUUCCCCUUUGACGUCCAGAACUGCAGUCUGACCUUCCAGAGUUGGCUCCAUACCAUUAAUGACAUCAACAUCACCUUGAUGCGGAGCCCUGAGGAGCUUAGAGAGGACAAGAGCGUCUUCAUGAACCAAGGGGAAUGGGAGUUGCUCCAUGUCCUGUCUAAAUACAAGUCCUUCAGUCUGGACAACGAUGACUACUAUGCUGAGAUGAAGUUCCAUGUGGUGAUUCGGCGGCGGCCAUUGUUCUACACGGUGAAUCUCCUGCUUCCCAGUAUUUUCCUGAUGGUGAUGGACAUCGUGGGCUUCUAUCUCCCACCAGACAGUGGAGAGAGGGUGUCCUUUAAGAUCACUUUACUCCUGGGCUACUCCGUAUUUCUCAUUAUUGUGUCUGACACACUGCCGGCAACCGCCAUUGGCACCCCGCUGAUAGGGGUGUACUUUGUGGUGUGCAUGGCGUUGCUGGUGAUCAGCUUAACUGAAACGGUGCUGAUUGUGCGUCUGGUCCACAAGCAAGAUUUGCAGCCCCCCGUGCCUCACUGGGUGAAGCACCUGGUGUUGGAGAGGGCCCCUGUCCUCUUCUGCAUCCACAAAAAAUACCGCUUCUGCUCCAUGCUGUCCUCCCAAGCCUCUGACCUGGAGCACUAUAAAGACAAUAACUAUGGGACAGCUCAAUGCACCCUCCAUCACACCUGUGAGAUAGGCCGUGUGGGUACCCACCGCCAGAGAGAGGAAGAGCUGCUGGGUUUGGGCCUGCCCCCCUCCAGGGACGCCACACCACCUGUCAUGGAUAACAUCCUGCAGGAAGUAACCUCCAUACGUCACUUCCUUGAGAAGAGGGAGAAAUGCCGGGACAUUGCAAAGGAGUGGUUACAGGUCGGCUACGUGCUGGAUGUGCUGUUAUUCCGAGUGUACUUAGUGGCUAUGAUAGCCUAUAGCAUCACACUGGGCACACUGUGGUCAGUGUGGCAGAUAGCCUAA
Lampris incognitus (smalleye Pacific opah) is the source of this 2799-nucleotide messenger RNA. RefSeq names its product 5-hydroxytryptamine receptor 3A-like. Gene Ontology annotation, cellular component: synapse; postsynaptic membrane; neuron projection. Gene Ontology annotation, biological process: nervous system process; signal transduction; chemical synaptic transmission. Gene Ontology annotation, molecular function: extracellular ligand-gated monoatomic ion channel activity; neurotransmitter receptor activity; transmembrane signaling receptor activity. The transcript is spliced from 18 exons. The record is from RefSeq and is a predicted model, not a curated record. Lineage: Eukaryota; Metazoa; Chordata; Actinopteri; Lampriformes; Lampridae. The coding region runs from base 1 to 2799 and encodes 932 amino acids.